AUGACAAUGAGCGACUCUGACAUCCGUAAACCUACAUAUUCCGGCACCGGACCUCUAUCUCGGCGUCGAUCGUGGUGUUGCUCUUUCGCCGUUCCUCCGGCGAGUCCUGAUGCUCUUUCACUCUCAUCUCGUAACCACAUACCAGCUAAAGCGCCGCCGCAUCAGAGAACCAAACCGGACAAUGUUGAUAAACCGGUCCCCAAAUCGGUUCCUUGCUCACCACAGAGCUCCAAAUCUGCUUUAAUAGGUCGAAUCGACCCGCGUCGGAUCUUAUCGCCGGGUCGGGUUUCUCCCAUAGAUUCAGAUCCUACCAUCAAAACAAUCCAAGAGACCACUCACGAAGAAGAUGUGGUUGCAGAUUCUGCACCAGAGCUGCGUUCAGAGAGUUUCCGAGCUCCGAAGAUGGAGUCAACCGUCUCAGAUUCGGGUUCGGGUUACGACGCUAGGCUGAGUCUCAAGGGGAGAAAUGGUGGGGUUUUGGUGCUGGAGCUGAGCUCGGAGGUUUUAGCAGCGAAUUCGGAUGUGUUCGCUGCACUGAUUGCGGACAAGUCUUCAUCUUUAGGAUUGAAGAAGACAUGCAGGAUGGAAGUUUCUGAUGUGGAGAAUCUUGGUGUUUUCAGGGAAACUGUAGAACUCAUGUUUGAGGAAAGUAAUGGCAUUAUCAGCAAGUUUGUGAAAAUGGGUGUUUACAGAGCCAUUGAUGUACUCGAGGUAGCGGCUGGAAUAAAAUUUUCAAGAGCUGUCUUGUCCUGUCUGAAAUAUCUUGAAGUUGUUCCGUGGACAGAGGACGAAGAGGAAAAGCUGAGAAAAGUUCUUGCAAUUUAUAACUUCGAUGGUGAUACAACCAGCGAAAUUUUGGCAAGAUUUAAUUUAAACGAGACAGAAAAUUUACAAGACAGCUUAUCGAAGCAGCUGGUUUGGUCAAUAACAUCCUGCAGUGAUGUAAAUCCUAGAAACGAGCUAAAAUCAUUGGUGAAGGGUCUUCUUUGCAAAAGCUCGGUGUAUGAGAAACAACAGCCUGAGAUCAACAAGGAAGACAUAUAUAGAGCAGGCAAGCACUGUGUGGAUUCACUAGCUAAGCUGUUUGAAGAGGGCAAUAGUAGUAGCAGGAAGGGAAAGCCAUUGAUUGAAGUUAUAUCGAGGGAGGUAGAGAACAUAAUCUGGCUGUUGGAAAUCAUGAUAGAUCGGGAAAUAGCGGAAGAAUUUGUGGAGAUGUGGGGGAAGCAAAGAAGGUUAGUGGAAAUGCAUGAGAAGGCAUCGCCAAUGGUGAGGUACGAAUUAAGCAGAGUAACAGGGGUAAUGUUCAUUGCAAUGGGAAAGAGGAGAGUGCAAUGCGGAGGAGAAGCAAGAGCGGGACUGGUAGAAGCGUGGUUCAGGCCAAUGUUAGUAGAUUUUGGGUGGCUACAAAGAUGCAAGAAAGGAUUAGACAUGAAGGAGGUAGAGGAAGGGAUGGGGCAAACGCUGUUAACGCUACCGCUGAAGCAGCAGUAUCAAGUGUUCAUGGAAUGGUUCAGGUGGUUCUCAAAGCAUGGGAGUGAGUGUCCUAAUCUCAGCAAGGCGUUUCAAAUAUGGUGGCGUAGGUCCUUUCUCAGAGGUGUAGAAUCUUCUACUUGUAGGUAA
Arabis nemorensis is the source of this 1620-nucleotide messenger RNA. The record is from the annotation of a GenBank genome assembly. NCBI's taxonomy places the organism in Eukaryota, Viridiplantae, Streptophyta, Magnoliopsida, Brassicales, Brassicaceae.